AUGGGGACACGGGCCCCGCAGGGCCUCCUCCUCCUCUUGCUCCGGCUGCUGCUGCCACGCGGGACCUCAGCUGGGAGCCUGCAUAGCCCAGGCCUGUCAGAGUGCUUCCAGGUGAAUGGCGCAGACUACCGCGGCCACCAGAACCGCACGGGCCCGCGCGGGGCUGGCCGCCCGUGCCUCUACUGGGACCAGACGCAGCAGCACAGCUACAGCAGCGCCAGCGACCCCCACGGCCGCUGGGGGCUGGGCGCGCACAACUUCUGCCGUAACCCAGAUGGUGAUGUGCAGCCAUGGUGCUACGUGGCCGAGACAGAGGAGGGCAUCUACUGGCGCUACUGCGAUAUCCCCACGUGUCAUAUGCCUGGGUACCUGGGCUGCUUCGUGGACUCCGGGGCACCCCCGGCCCUCAGCGGCCCCAGCGGCACCUCAACAAAGCUCACGGUCCAGGUGUGCCUUCGUUUCUGCCGCAUGAAGGGCUACCAGUUGGCGGGCGUGGAGGCUGGCUACGCCUGUUUCUGUGGCUCUGAAAGCGACCUGGCCCGGGGACGCCCGGCUCCGGCCACCGACUGUGACCAGAUCUGCUUUGGCCACCCGGGCCAGCUGUGCGGCGGCGAUGGGCGCCUGGGCAUCUACGAAGUGUCCGUGGGCUCCUGCCAGGGGAACUGGACUGCACCUCAAGGUGUCAUCUACUCCCCGGACUUCCCGGACGAGUAUGGGCCUGACCGGAACUGUAGCUGGGCGCUGGGCCCUCCGGGCGCCGCGCUGGAGCUCACCUUCCGCCUCUUCGAGCUGGCGGACCCGCGCGACCAGCUGGAGCUGCGCGACGCCGCCUCGGGCAGCCUGCUCCGAGCCUUCGACGGCGCCCGCCCGCCGCCGCCGGGGCCGUUGCGCCUGCGCUCCGCCGCACUGCUGCUCACCUUCCGCAGCGACGCUCGCGGCCAUGCGCAGGGCUUCGCGCUCACCUACCGCGGGCUGCAGGACGCCGACGACCCUGCGCCCCCCAAGGGCUCGGCCCAGACCCCUGCAGGACCCCCCGACGGGGCCAACGUGAGCUGCAGCCCCCGGCCUGGGGCUCCAGAGGCCGCGACUGGGGCCCAGGUCUUCUUGACGGUGACGGCCGUCUCAGUGCUGCUGCUGCUGCUGCUGUCGCUGCUGUGCCUGCUGCGCGGACGGAGCUGCCUGCUGGCCCCGGGUAAAGGGCCCCCAGCGUUGGGGCCUUCCCGGGACCCCGCAAGAAGCUGGGCCGUUUGGUACCGCCGGCCUCGAGGGGUCGCCCUGCCCUGUCCUCCCGGGGACCCCCAGGUUGAGAGUCUAACCGCGAGUUACCGGCCAUUGAGCGCCUCCAGCCAGAGCUCCCUGCGCUCACUCAUCUCUGCUCUCUGA
Molecule: messenger RNA, 1383 nt
Organism: Lipotes vexillifer (Yangtze River dolphin)
Lineage: Eukaryota; Metazoa; Chordata; Mammalia; Artiodactyla; Lipotidae
Gene: KREMEN2
Product: kringle containing transmembrane protein 2
Exons: 9
Coding region: 1-1383 (460 amino acids)
Biological process (GO): Wnt signaling pathway; multicellular organism development
Cellular component (GO): plasma membrane
Source: RefSeq, a predicted model, not a curated record